Molecule: messenger RNA, 357 nt
Organism: Cannabis sativa
Lineage: Eukaryota; Viridiplantae; Streptophyta; Magnoliopsida; Rosales; Cannabaceae
Exons: 1
Coding region: 1-357 (118 amino acids)
Source: RefSeq, a predicted model, not a curated record
AUGUCACCAUAUCGGUUGGUGUUUGGGAAGGCUUGUCAUCUACCGGUGGAGCUAGAACACAAGGCGUAUUGGGCAAUGAAAACUUUGAACAUGGAUUUAAAGGCUGCUGGUCAGAAAAGAUUACUGCAGUUGGAUGAGUUGGAAGAAUUCCGGAAUGAGGCUUAUGAGAACGCUAAGAUCUAUAAGGAGAGAACUAAAAGGUGGCAUGACCGAAAUUUAGUUAGGAAGGAGUUUCAACCUGGGCAACAAGUUCUACUUUUCAAUUCAAGGCUGAAGUUGUUUCCUGGUAAAUUGAAGUCAAGGUGGUCGGGCCAUUUACAGUGGUCAAAGUGUUUCCUUAUGGAGCGGUGGAACUGA